GCAACUCUUCAAAGCACUAUAAAUAGGACACGAACUAGCUCAACAUUCGUCACAAGUCGUGCCUCGUAACAGCAGCACACAAUACUUAACAUACAUCCCGGAGCGAGAGAUUCAUACACCACGAAGGCUCUUAGGUACACGAGGAAGCAGCAACGGCAGCAAUGGCGGCUCAGUGGUGCUGGUCGCUUUGCCCGAAGCCGAAGCAGGUGGUCAGCGAGAGCGUGCACGGCGCACAGCUCGCCCUGCAGCGGCUGAGCAAGCGCUGCGAGGCCUGCGACGUCGAGGCGGGCAAGCCGUGCAAGUGCGGCGACCAGGAGGCGAGCCGUGCCAGUGCGGCAUCGAGGGUGGCCGCCGUGGAGGCGAUCGGCGAGCAGCGCCACAGCAAGCCCAACAGCUCCUUUGCCCACUCAGUCAUCAACAUGGUUGGGAUGCUCAUAGGGCUUGGGCAGCUCUCCAUUCCAUACGCCUUGGAGAACGGCGGCUGGGCCUCCGCUUUCCUGCUCAUCGGCCUCGGCGUCAUGUGCGCCUACACCGCGCACAUCAUCGGCAAGUGCCUCAACGAGUACUCCAGCUCCAAGACGUACCAAGACAUCGGCGAGCAGGCGUUCGGCACCAAGGGCCGCGUGAUUGCCUCCGCCUUCAUCUACCUCGAGAUCUUCUUCGCCCUGGUCUCCUACACCAUCUCCCUCAGCGACAACCUGCCACUCGUCUUCGCUGGCGUGCGCCUCCACUUCCCGUGGCUUCACCUCACCACGACGCAGCUGCUCACCGUCAUCGCCGUGCUGGUCGCGCUCCCCAGCCUGUGGCUGAGGGACCUGUCGUCCAUUUCCUUCCUCUCCUUCGCCGGCAUCAUCAUGUCGCUCCUCAUCUUCGGCACCGUCGUCUGCACCGCCGCGUUCGGCGGGGUGGGCCUGGGCAAACACAUCCCCGUGCUCCAGCUGGACAGGAUCCCGGCGGUGUCUGGCCUGUACAUGUUUAGCUACGCCGGGCACAUCGUGUUCCCGAACAUCUACACCGCCAUGAAGGACCCUUCCCGCUUCACCAAGGUCUCCAUCACGAGCUUCGCCGUGGUCACCGCGCUCUACGUGGCUCUUGCGUUCGUCGGUGCAAGCCUCUUCGGCCCAGCGGUUAACUCCCAAAUCACGCUCAGCAUGCCACCGCGGCUCGCGGUCACCAAGGUGGCGUUGUGGGCGACCGUGCUCACCCCGGUCACCAAGUACGCGCUGGAGUUCGCGCCGUUCGCCAUCCAGCUCGAGCACUACCUGCCAUCCGGCAUGGGUCCCCGCGCGAGGACGCUCGUCCGCGGCGGCGUCGGGUCCGCGGCUCUGCUGCUCAUCCUGACGCUGGCGCUCUCGGUGCCCUACUUCCAGUACGUGCUCAGCCUGACGGGCUCGCUGGUGAGCGUGGCGAUCUGCGUCAUCUUCCCCUGCGCGUUCUACCUCAAGAUCCGCUGGGGCAGGGUGUCGCGGUCCACUGUCGCACUCAACGUGGCAAUGAUUCUCGCUGGCGUCGUCCUAGCGGUGGUGGGGACCAUCUCGUCGGCCAAGUCGCUAGUGCAGAGCAUCCAGAGGGGCCAUACUGCGUAAGAAUGGAUAUAUAUUUGUGGACGGGCAGUAGCCCGAUUGGGGCGUGGUGAGCCGGAGGGUAUCGAUUCCCUCUUCCGCAUCUCCUCCUGUAAAAGACUUCCAAGAAAAAUCCUGAAUAAAGAGAAACCAGCUGUAAAAAAAAAGAAUAGAUAUCUAUAGGAUGCCAUGUAUAAUCUAAGGACGAGAUCACAAGAGGUGUCCCUGCCUAGGGUAUAUGCUGUACGGUCAGGGUCUCUAGCACAGUGAAGGAGCCCUCUUGCUAGUUCGUCCAUCAAGAGCUUAUUUGGGUGCUACGGACGAAAAACCACUUAGAGCUAAAUCAUGAAGGGGAAAAUUUGUGUAUAAAUGACACCCCGUCAAAUCCCGUGUCAUUCCCUCUCCUCUUUUAGGCUGCCAUCUCCGCUGAUCCUUUUGGCUUUUUGGUACAUGCGCUUGACACAGGCGUAGAAAGCCAUUGUCACCGACUUCCUCCUCCCUAUGACCCUGUCUGCCGUGCCAUAGGAGUCCCCGGCACCAUCCAUCUCGUAGUGGUGGUGGUCCCUAGCACCAUCGGAUUGACACCUGGAACUCCUCGCCCUCCCGCUGCUGGAGCUCCUCCCUCAGCCACUACCCGAAGCUCUCUAUGAGAUGCAAGAUCGGCAGGGGCUCAGGCACGAAGAACUCAUGGUGGAUCCCGGCUGCGGCCUCUCAUUCGCUAGCCUAAUGCAAGAUCGUCGACCUCUCGUCCUCUGCGUCAUCUGACGCCGUACGCGACGCGUACGCGGACCGGGGUGCAUCUUCAUGUAGUUGGCCACGCCGUGCCCAUGGAGGAUAAGCUCUGCUUCACCUGUGAUCUGGUGUGGGGCACUGCUGCCGAGGGGUACGGUAGCUGCAUGAUCUCCAACGACGACUCUGUUCUGAACUGGCGUGACUACUUUGAUCACCGCAUCCAGCCUUUAGAUCCUAUCGCCCUCCUCCCUCGCCGCUGAGACGCUAACGGACGUCGAUUGAGAAAUUAAAUUGAAAUAUGUCUUAAUUUUUAUAUGAUGAAUUAUUGAUAAUAUUGGAUUUGAAAUAAUUUUAGUUGGUAUGAGCUUGUUUGGGUGUGAUCUUAUUUACGGUUAAUCAAAGUUUGA
Messenger RNA from Phragmites australis (common reed), 2701 nucleotides. Its product is annotated as amino acid transporter AVT1H. Bases 162 to 1586 code for a protein of 474 amino acids. Gene Ontology annotation, cellular component: vacuolar membrane. NCBI's taxonomy places the organism in Eukaryota, Viridiplantae, Streptophyta, Magnoliopsida, Poales, Poaceae. The transcript is spliced from 2 exons. The record is from RefSeq and is a predicted model, not a curated record. Gene Ontology annotation, biological process: amino acid transmembrane transport. Gene Ontology annotation, molecular function: amino acid transmembrane transporter activity.